GAAAGCCUUUUUUUUUUAGGAGGCUGUAAUUUUUGAUAGUGGUUGUAAGAGAGUGAGGGAGGGGAGGAGGUAAUGUGACCCUCCUCCACCUCCUCCUCCACCACCUCCUCCUCCUCCUCCUGUCUGCGCCCUUCAGACAGCUGCUUGUUUCCUGUCCUCUGAGGACUGAGCUGCUCAGGAAACUCCGCACAGACCGACAGCUGAUCGCCCGCUGCUGUGGCGAAGAUGAUGAUGAAGAGGAUGAGCCGGUCCUGUAGCGGAUCACCUCCAGGUCUGGACCGAUGAGGACUAAAUGACACCGGCUGAAGAGCUUUAGGACGUCACUGUGGACAGUAGAUCMUCCUUCAGUUUCUAACCUGGACACGAUGGAAGCCUUGGCCUUAAGAAGAACCCUCAUGGCAGUCCUGUCUUUGCUGUUAGCGGCGGUCAGAAUCAGCGGGCACGAAAAGCCAGCCCGUCUGAACUGCAAGACCACUUGUGUAUGUGCUAGCAACAUCAUCAGCUGCACCAACGCAAAUCUGUCCACCGCUCCAGAAGACCUUCCACCACAAACAGCCGUCCUGGACCUCAGCUUCAACUCCAUCACCAGACUACGCCACAAGUGGGCCCCUCAGAACCUGGGCAGACUGCGUAACCUGAUACUCAGCAACAACAGGAUGGACUUCCUGUCCACUGAGGCGUUUGUGCACGUGAGAAACCUGACCUACCUGGACCUUUCCUUCAACAGCCUCCGAAUGCUGGACGAGUUGAUCUUCGAGCCACUGGAGUGUCUCAAGGUUCUGCUGCUCUUCAAGAACAACAUAUCCCAGAUUGACCGCUCCGCCUUCGAAGGCCUCAACUCCCUGCAGAAGCUCUACAUGAGCCACAACCAGAUCUCGCGCUUCCCCUUGGAGGUGCUGAAGGAGCAGAGCCGGCUGGGGACGUUCCGACUGCUGGACGUUUCCUCCAACAGGCUGAAAACCCUGCAGCUGCAGGAGCUUAAGGCUCUGCGCGCCUGGAUCAAGAACGGCGUCUACUUCCACAACAACCCUCUGACYUGCAGCUGCGAGCUGUAUGAGUUUGUGGCGCAGUGGCACCUCAAGAAGCUCAGCUCGGCCGUCGACUUCAAGAGCAAGCACACUUGUGUGAUCCCAGGUGUGCACAGGGAAAUGAUGCUGAUCCUGGAUCUGGACAAGGCCUAUCUGAACUGCAGCGAGGUCAAGGUUCUGAAACAGGAGGCCCACCUGGAGCAGUCCAUCAAGCUGGACUGUGACACCAGGCAGAGGAACGUGAUGAAAAGAUGGGAGCUGCCGGAAAAUACCUCCCUGUCUUUAGCCAAUAAGACAGCUAAAGUUCUUAGCAAUGGUAAUCUUCAAAUAGGGCCCCUGAGGUCAGAGCACUCUGGGUUGUACACCUGCUACGCUACAGGCGAUUCCCUCAACGAGACUCUGCACAUAACAGUGGUGGUGUUGAACUCCACCGUGCGUGGCGGGCUGGAGAACCUAAAAACAGCCUACACCACCCUGGUGGCGUGCCUGAUCAGYGUGGUUAUGGUCGUCAUCUACCUCUACUUCACACCCUGCCCCUGCCGUCCGGGUCAGGGCGAAGAGAAGGACGACCCCGGAGAGAGCCCUCGCUCCUCCAACGUCAGCCUCGCCAAGGCUCAGGACGAGGCGGGGCAGUGGCGAGCCGAGGGCGGGGGCUUCCCCUACGGGUACGCAGCCCAGCCGGGACACAAGGGUCAGCUGGAGGAGAACGGGAUGCUGAACCCAAUAGGCGAGGAAGACGAGGAGUGGCACGAGAACAAGGGGAAGAAGAGGCGGAGGUCUGAUGCAGAGUCAGUCAGCUCGGUGUGCUCCGACACUCCCAUGGUGGUUUAAGACAGAAUGCUGCAGCUUUAAAUGUAAAAAAAAAAGCUUUAGUUGGCUCUUGCACUUAAUAACACUGCAGCGAUAUAUUGUGAUGAAAGAGAAUAAUUUGCUCUAAAAACUGUGGUUCAAACGGGGCUUUUAUCUUCUUAUCUUCCAUUUCCAACGAAGGCACUUAGGCGAGCUUUUAGGGCCACAAACACUUAGAAACCACUGAAAAGCGCAAGAGGCAAACCAUAAAAAAACAUUUUAUCAAAGCCUUUGGUUGUAUUUGCUUCUGAAUAUCCAAAGCCAACAAGUAUUAUUUUUUUCCAAGUGGUUAGUCAUGGUGCCUGGUAAUAUAAAACUUUACAGAUAUUGGACUAAAAGUGCUGCGUGAAAGAGGCGUUAAUUAAAUGCAAAGUUUAAACAUCAGUAAAAAAAAUGUAUUUAUGCUGCAUUUUUUUCCUAUUUUUUGUUUGUACCUUUACAAAACGAUGCCAUGACAGAACAAUCUUAUGCAACUUAACCAGCUUUGUGAUUAUCUUCCACUACCRUAUAUAAAGGUGUUUUACUGUUAAGUGUGUUUUUGCUGUAACUGAGGCCUUUUUGAUGGUGGUUCUAAUAUCGACUUUGACUAAUUAUCCAAUUUUGCUCUGUUUAAACAUAAUUUUUUCACUUAUCAAUUUACUAAAAAUGUUGUGCUUUUAUUAACAAAAUGAAAAAUGUUCAAGAUUUACUUCAAAGCUAAAGAACGAUUUAUACAACAGAGCAUUCUCAGUCUCAUUUACUGUAACUGUGAGUAAUUUCAUUGAGGAGUGAUUUUGUCCUCUCAAUGCAAUUAGUACGCGCUCACUGUGAGGUCCACACGGGGAACAUAAAUGUACUUCAUACCAGGCUGGAUGGUUUAUAGCUGCCGGGAAGCRCGGCCCAGGGGACAGAAACUGGAUGUGAGCAGCAUUUACAGAAUGCUUUGGGGCUUUAGAUCCCGACCCUGAGCAAAUGAAGCAACAGAGCCGGCCAGGACGCUCACAAACACGAUCAGAAAUAGCAGCUCAUGAAGCAUCCAGCACCCUUAAAGCUGCAUGACGCAGCUGAAAACAAAAUGUUCAAGCUGCAGUUUUCAAACAGAUGUCUUGGUGUUAGUUAUAUAUCUGAGCUACUUUCACAAUAAGUGGUAACUUUAACCAAAAAAUGACUAAACUGUAGAUGUAGCACUGUACUUUUACACUGUGAGAUUACUAAUGAUGCAUAUUUUACUUUUUAUGGUUUUAAGGUCAUUUAUAUCUGUUGAACCUUAAACUUAGUAAAAGGAGUUUAAACUCUAAAAAUGUUCCCCAUGUUGUGAUUAUCUAAUUAAAGAAACUGAAUGUA
Messenger RNA from Austrofundulus limnaeus, 3200 nucleotides. RefSeq names its product amphoterin-induced protein 1. Gene Ontology annotation, biological process: brain development. Gene Ontology annotation, cellular component: membrane. The transcript is spliced from 2 exons. Lineage: Eukaryota; Metazoa; Chordata; Actinopteri; Cyprinodontiformes; Rivulidae. The coding region runs from base 366 to 1859 and encodes 497 amino acids. Gene Ontology annotation, molecular function: protein binding. The record is from RefSeq and is a predicted model, not a curated record.